AUGGGCGUCCGGAGAGGAAAGAGACAGGUUGAUCAGAUAGAUCUGACCCAAAGCGAUGAUGAGAAUCCACAGUCAACCCCCAAGACACCCCGCGUCACUCGUGGACAGCGUCUUGGAGAGGAUACCCUCUUUGCGCCCUUGAGCCAGUCGUCGCAGCUGGCCGCAGACGAUGAAGAGGAUGACGCGCAAGCUGCAGAUGUAAUUCCGGGUAGCCAGGCUGCUGAUGAUCCGGCGGCUGGCAGUUCGAUGCUUUACGGGAAUGUAAAUACCAAGAUUGUGGGCGACAGGCUGCCUUUGAGUGAAUUCAAGCAGAGAGAGCGUGAAGAGCGCAAGCAGCAGAAGGAGCGCGAAAAGGCCCGGAAAGAGGCCGAAAAAAGAGCUCGUGCGCUAGCCAAAGGCAAAGGACAACAGUGGGAGGCGGCGAAUAACUCCAUGUUUUCCAACCUUUACGCUGGUGAUGGCAGUAUUGAGGGAGGAGAGAGCCUAGAGGAACUCAUUGGCCAGAGCAGCACUUUCAACCCUCGGGAUAUCGGUCAAGUCGCCGAGAACUUUGGUUUAAGUGAAGCAGACUUGGCAAAAAUGCCUAUGGCUGAUCGUCCUGCUGCUCUUUCGACGGAACUCCUUCCUUAUCAACGCCAAGGACUGGCUUGGAUGAUUGAGAAAGAAAAUCCGACACUCCCUGCUGCUGGGUCUGAGGAUGUGGUACAACUCUGGAAGAGAAAGGACAAUAGAUUUACGAACAUUGCGACAAAUUUCUCCACAUCCAUUGCACCCCCUCUCGCAAGUGGCGGUAUUCUGGCUGAUGAUAUGGGACUUGGAAAGACUAUCCAGAUCAUUUCACUAAUUCUGGCAAACUCCGCACCAAAGACCCCAGGCUAUUCCAAAACUACACUCAUAGUAGCUCCUGUAGGAGUUAUGAGCAAUUGGAAAAACCAAAUACAGGAUCACACACACAGCGAGAGCGCUCCACAGGUACAUGUCUACCAUGGGACAGGAAAGAAAGAAGCCGCCAAUCUUGACCAGUACGACGUAGUAGUGACAAGUUAUGGUGCUCUUGCAUUGGAAUACAACCCGAAUGCAAAAGUGCCCCCGAAAAAAGGAAUUUUUUCCGUCCACUGGCGCCGUGUGGUCCUUGAUGAGGGACAUACCAUCCGUAAUCCACGGUCCAAAGGCGCGUUAGCAGCAUGCAAUCUGCGGGCAGACUCUCGCUGGACCUUGACUGGCACGCCAAUUGUCAAUUCCCUCAAGGAUCUUUAUUCUCAGGUUCGCUUCCUAAAGCUUUCCGGGGGCCUUGAGGAUAUGACGGUUUUCACUAGCGUGUUGAUCCGACCUCUUAUGUCUGAGGAUCCAAAUGCUCGAUUGCUUCUCCAGGCACUUAUGAGUACCAUCUGUUUACGCCGUAGAAAGGAUAUGGAGUUUGUGAAUUUGCGUCUGCCGCCCCUUACUUCCCGCGUUCUUCGUAUUAAGUUCCACACUCACGAGCAGGAGAAAUAUGAUAUGUUCCAGUCCGAAGCGAGAGGCAUGCUUCUAGAUUUCAAGUCCAAAGACAAGUCCAGCACCACCUACUCACACCUCCUCGAAGUGAUCCUUCGUCUCCGACAAGUCUGUAACCACUGGGCGCUCUGCAAAGACCGUAUUGAAAAGCUCGCGCAGCUCCUGGAGGAUAAUAAGGUCGUCCCGUUAACGCCGGAGAACAUCAAAGCCCUUCAAGACAUGUUGAGAAUCCAAAUUGAGAGUCAAGAGACAUGCCCGAUCUGUCUAGACACCCUAGAGCAACCGGUCAUCACAGCCUGCGCCCAUACUUUCUGUAAAGGUUGCAUUGAACAAGUAAUCGAACGGCAGCACAAAUGUCCCAUGUGUCGUGCUGAGAUCACCGAUACAUCCACACUCGUCGAACCCGCUGUCGAAAUGGGCGAAAGCACUGAAACUGUGGUCGCAGACCCCGAUACUCCAAGCAGUAAAAUCGAAGCUCUAAUCAAAAUCCUCACAGCCCAAGGCCAAGCGCCUGGCACGAAAACAGUCGUCUUCAGCCAAUGGACCUCAUUCCUGAACCUCCUCGAGCCUCACCUCAACCGCUAUGGCGUCGGGUUCGCCCGUGUCGACGGCAAAAUGAGUUCGUUAGCCCGCGAUAACUCAACCUAUCGAUUCUCCCAUGAUCCCAACUGCAAGGUCCUUCUCGCCAGCUUGAGCGUCUGCAGCGUCGGCCUCAACCUAGUUGCAGCAAACCAGGCCAUCCUCGCUGAUAGCUGGUGGGCCCCGGCAAUAGAAGACCAAGCCGUCGAUCGAGUCUAUCGCCUCGGACAAACACGCGAAACAACCGUCUGGCGUCUUGUGAUGGAAGAUAGCAUCGAAGAUCGCGUCCUAGCCAUCCAGGAAACAAAGCGCAAGUUGAUGUUAGCCGCUUUCCGCGAGACUGCCAAGAAAAAGAAGGUGGAUGAUAGAGCGACUCGGGUUGCAGACCUCGAGAAGCUGCUUACUUGA
This is a messenger RNA of Aspergillus oryzae RIB40, 2481 nucleotides long. RefSeq lists its product as uncharacterized. Gene Ontology annotation, molecular function: ATP binding; ATP-dependent chromatin remodeler activity. Lineage: Eukaryota; Fungi; Ascomycota; Eurotiomycetes; Eurotiales; Aspergillaceae. The coding region runs from base 1 to 2481 and encodes 826 amino acids. The record is from RefSeq and is a predicted model, not a curated record. The transcript is spliced from 3 exons.